Messenger RNA from Myzus persicae (green peach aphid), 1653 nucleotides. RefSeq lists its product as uncharacterized. The transcript has a single exon. The record is from RefSeq and is a predicted model, not a curated record. Gene Ontology annotation, molecular function: nucleic acid binding. The coding region runs from base 1 to 1653 and encodes 550 amino acids. NCBI's taxonomy places the organism in Eukaryota, Metazoa, Arthropoda, Insecta, Hemiptera, Aphididae.
AUGCCACCGCCUAAACUUCCAUCAUAUAAGAUAUUUCCGCUCAAAGUUGUUGAAAAUGAGAAGCGAGACCACUUUGAUCUACUUUUAGUUACCGAAAAGGAUAAAUCACAUUAUAUUUACAUAUCUGAUUUUUCACGCCUUAUAAGCUCUCAGAAAACUAGACACAACGGACGUGUUAUAUUUUGUAAAAGAUGUUUUACGACAUUUGAUGACAGGCAUCAUAAAUUUAAAUUGAGCGGACAAGAGGCAUUAAACCAGCAUAAGAAGAUAUGUGGAGCUCACAAACCUAUACUCCCUGUUAUGCCGUCAGAGGGGGAUACCUUAGAGUUUGAGGGCUGGAGUAAGACGCAGCGACAUCCGAUCGUUAUUUAUGCUGAUUUUGAGGCUCUACUAGUAAAAUGUGAUGAGAGAAAAGGCGAUAGUACAACUGCUUUUCAAAAACACGAGCCUAUGAGUUAUGGGAUAUAUGUAAAGGCAGCAGAAAAUAUACCAAUCGAGUUACUAGAUAAAUUUAAUAUACCAUCAUCUGUAAUUAUUCACCGAGGAUCUGAGACGCGAGCUGAAGUUGCUAAAAAUUUUAUAGAGACUGUUGUCGAAAUAUCUAGAAAAAUAGAGAAUCUUUUGAAGACAAACAUAGAAAUAAUUAUAAGUAAUGAAGAGCAGGAAAAGCACGAUAAGACUACAACUUGUAAUUUAUGUAAGAAAGAUUUUACGUUUUUGAACGAUAAAGUAAGAGACCACUGCCAUCUGUCUGGUCAAUUCUGUCAGACGAUUUAUAAUAUGUGCAAUUUAUCAUUGAAGAUGCCGAAUUUUGUACCUUGUUUCUUGCACAAUCUGAGUAACUACGAUGCACACUUCAUUGCCGCCGAGUUGGGAUACGAUGAGAAAAGUAUAACGGUGAUACCCAAUAGCGAAGAGAAAUUUAUUUCUUUUUCAAAAUAUAUUUCAAGUAAAUUUACAUUAAGAUUUAUUGAUACAUGUCGGUUCAUGGCUUCAAAACUAUCAACUAUAGCCAAAAAUUUGAUAACACCGGACUUAGAAAAAUUCAGAGAAACCUCAAAACAUUUUUUUAAUGAAGACUUGUCACUUGUCACCCGUAAAGGAGUGUAUCCAUAUGAGUUUACUGAUGAUUGGUCUAAGCUCGAAGAGACAACUUUACCGCCAAAAGAAGACUUUUAUAGCACACUAACAGAAGAACACAUUACAGAAGGAGAAUACGAACAUGCGACAGAGGUUUGGAAAAAUUUUAACUGUCGAACGCUUGGAGAGUACAGUGAUCUAUACCUCAAAAUCGAUGUUCUUCUGCUAGCCGAUGUAUUUGAAAAUUUCCGUGACAUAUGUCUGAAAACAUAUAACCUAGAUGCUGCCUUUUAUUACACCGCACCUGGAUUAAGCUUCGAUGCAUGCCUAAAAUAUACCUCGAUAAAGCUAGAUCUUUUACACGAUUACGAUAUGCUGUUGAUGUGUGAAAAAGGUAUAAGAGGAGGACUUACACAGGCCAGCCUACGUUAUGGCAAAGCCAAUAAUUAUAAGACAUCCAACUAUGACUCGAGUAAGCCGGAUUCGUGGCUAAUUUACCAAGACUGCGAGUCUAGCUUACUAUCUUUUAAUAUAUCUUUCCAAACAUUUUAUUAUUAUUAUUAUUAUAGGUAA